UCUGCAAUGUACCUGCAGUUACUGUAUGUUAAGUUCGCAUUGCACCAAAGUGCCAGUCCAGAUGCCCCUCUGUUUAAUCCACAGUUUAUAUGCAAAAUUGGUGGAAUAUUUUCUCCAAAACUAGAACGGUCCAAAACUCAGACAUCAUGCUAGUUCUGAUUUUUUUAAAUUUCCAUGUUGUCAUUUGCAGAAUCGAAAGUGUUGAAAGAGAUUCCAGUCUUAGCAAGCAGGUAGUGAAGCUGGUCUGUUCAACAUCUUCCUGUCAGUUCUCCACUGCCAGUAUACUUGCUUGCUUUCUCUAUUCUUGGUUGAGAACACUGCCAAAAGGAAAUGUGAGGAAUCUGUCCAACUUGUCUCUUUCAAAAUCCGCAUCCCAUUUUUCAAUAUUUUUUUUUUCUGUAAUGGCUACUAGGACUCAUAAUAGUAAGGGAUUGGGAAGAAAUCCAUUCCUCAUUCUAUUGCAAAAGAACAAGGAGGGUGCAGUAGAUGUAGAAAGUCUGACCAGCUUUAGCAGAGGGAUCCCACUUUGGGUGCAGUUUACUUUCCACAAAUAUGAGUGGAAGACUCGACACUACAGACUGAUUGUAACUGUGGCAAGGCUUUUCCUGCCAGUAUUGUGCAAGCUGGUUAUUCUAUUAAAAACCCAUAUCGUUUACAAAUGUCUUAUUUUUAAGUUUAAUCAAAUUUUGUAUUAAAUAUAAUCCGUGUUGAUAAUGCAGUUUAUAAGCACAUGCAGGAGCAUCUGCUUCUGUUUUUGUCUAGGUGGAGAUUAUCCCUUAAUCAUGCAAGGCCCAGGUGUGCACUUUCAGAUUUGUUGACUCAGGGAAGCUGGAGAUAACAUUAAAGGGCAGUCACAUUAUACUGUAGUCACAUUUAGGUUGUUGCUCCUCUGAAGAAGACUCUUGCUUGAACCACUCAGUGAAAAGAAUGGCAAGAAGAAAUGUCCUCAUUACAGGUUGCUCCUCAGGAAUUGGACUGGCAUUAGCUGUAAAAAUGGCAAAAGAUGAACAGAAAAGAUUUAAAGUUUAUGCCACAAUGCGGAAUCUGUCCAAGAAAGAGCCACUGGAGGAAGCUGCAGGUCACAGGCUGGGCAAAACCCUCGAAAUUAAACAACUUGAUGUCUGUGAUGAACAGUCUAUUAAAGCUUGUGUGAACAGUAUCCCUGACAGAAGGAUUGAUGUCUUAGUGAGCAAUGCUGGAAUGGGGCUCAUUGGACCUAUUGAAUGUCAGACCAUAGAUGAAAUGAAAACUGUGAUGGAUACCAACUUCUUUGGACUGGUUCGACUCCUGAAGGAGAUUUUGCCUGACAUGAAGAGGAGAAAGAGUGGGCAUAUAGUUAUAAUAAGCAGUGUUAUGGGAAUACAAGGUAUUUUAUUUAAUGAUGUUUAUGCUGCAUCUAAGUUUGCUGUGGAAGGAUUCUGUGAAAGUUUAGCUAUUCAAGCACUCAAGUUCAAACUGCAGUUAAGUUUGAUUGAACCAGGCCCAGUGGUUACAGAGUUUGAAAGAAAAGUGUUUGAAGAUGGAAUGAAAAUGGAUCUUUCAGCUGCAGAUGUAGAAACAGCAGAGAUGUUUACUAAUAUUUACCUUAAAAAUUACAAGCAGAUUUUCCAGAGCCUGGGACAAAGUGCUGAAGAUGUUGCAGAGCAUACAGUAAAAAUAAUUCUUUCAGAAAAUCCACCUUUUCGCCAUCAGACCAACACCUUGUAUACUCCAAUGACAACUCUGAAGUAUGCAGAUCCAAAUGGAGAUCUACCCAUUGAUAUAUUCUACAAAAUGGUUUUUCAGCAUGACAAAAUCUUCAGUGCAAGUCUUAACUUCAUCAAAUUGCUACGGUGGAGAAGUAGAAAGAGCUUUGACCUGGGGAAACCCUCACAAUGAAUAUGAGAUUAUAUAGUGCAAAUUGGGAUUACUUGUAGCUACCGAUGACUCAGUAUGUUGUUAUUCACAUGGCUUUGCUCUGUAAUUGUGAAAAGGAAUUCGAGAUGUUUAUUUGAGCUUAGCUAACAUAUUCAGCUGAAUGUGUAUAUCUUCAACAUUACAGUUUGAAGAACCUUGCAAUUAAAAUCCUCUAACUACAGUUUUAUUCUAUUUAGUGUUUGCUUUUCACACCGAUAUGUUUUCGUGGGAAUGUGGACACUGACUGACACUUGUGUAUUAGCCCAAUCCCUUCACUUAGUAGAGUAUAAUACAUAGUGAGAUGUGUACAGUAGGUAAACUAUUUAGAUUCUUAAUAUAAUAAAAAUAUUAUAUCUUUUUGCUUAUUAGAAUAGGAUAGAAUCAAUAAUCCUUCAAUCACAGCUGCAUUCUUGUUUUCAGAAUUUGAAUCUAUUUAUCAGCAACAGAAGAGAUAGUCUCAUCAAUCUUAAAGUGUCACAAGUGGGAUAUUUAUUAUUCAUAUCUAUUUAUUGUAAUAUUCUGAAUGCUUCCUUUAUGUGCAAUGGUUACUAGUGUAUUACACUUAGUGAACAAUAAAAUGUUUUUAAAAGCAACUUAAAAUAUCUUCUUACUGUCUUGGUACUAUUAUUUUGAAAACCAAAGUAUUGUCAGUAAUAAGUGAUUCCAAUUCAUUAAAUGCCUUCAGUGUCUGAAGCAGAGCCACAGGCUCUCCUGUUCUAAGCUAUCCUAACAAGCAGGUGUUAAAUCAAAAUUCUAUUAUGAAGAGAAGGUCUUUUCCUUGUCUUUCUCUCACUCUAGUCUGACAAGUCAUCUGAGGCCAAGCUGGGGGCCUGGGUUUAAGUGCUGUUCUUACGUGGCAUUC
Corapipo altera (White-ruffed manakin) is the source of this 2758-nucleotide messenger RNA. RefSeq names its product retinol dehydrogenase 8-like. NCBI's taxonomy places the organism in Eukaryota, Metazoa, Chordata, Aves, Passeriformes, Pipridae. Gene Ontology annotation, molecular function: estradiol 17-beta-dehydrogenase [NAD(P)+] activity. Bases 928 to 1878 code for a protein of 316 amino acids. Gene Ontology annotation, cellular component: cytoplasm. Gene Ontology annotation, biological process: estrogen biosynthetic process. The transcript has 6 exons. The record is from RefSeq and is a predicted model, not a curated record.